Spodoptera exigua (beet armyworm) is the source of this 4950-nucleotide messenger RNA. The record is from the annotation of a GenBank genome assembly. NCBI's taxonomy places the organism in Eukaryota, Metazoa, Arthropoda, Insecta, Lepidoptera, Noctuidae.
GUCACCGCUGUCAAUACUAUCCAGGCCAUAAACUCCAAAAAAAAAAAAAAAGCUGUCAAUACUACAAUUACAUAUAAUACAAUAUUAUGAGAAAUAAAAUUCUCAACGGGCUAUAAUUGUCUUCCAAUAAAAGUUAUAAAUUUAUUAAUCGAAUGAAGCUGAUUGACAGAUUUUGGGGUCUCUUUGUGGUCUAUUUAUAGGCAUAGAAUAGUGGAAAAGCCCUAGAAAAUGGCCAGAUUGGGCAAAACUGCACAAGAAUUCAUUCAAGAUUCAUUUUCACCUAUCAUCGCUGUCCUCUGUAGCCCAAAAGUUGAAAAUGUCGUAUCUAAGAACAAUUUAUCUUUUACUGAGAUGUUGCAACCAUUCUCUACAAUGGAUUGGGAAGGGCAAUUCAAAGAUACAAGUGGUAAUACAUGUUCUAUAAAAAAUUGGAAAUUAAUAAUAAGAGAUGUGAACUGGAAGCCACUACAGCCUACAGAAGCACGAAGACAGUUAAAUAAUGCUGUUCUACAUAACUACCAUGACAAAGUUGUUUCACUUGAAAUAGAGGGGAGAAAAUUUGAUAUUCCACAAUCAACUCAUUGGUUUGAUGCUUGGAGAGAAACAUACUUGGAAGUACAAUUUCCUUCAGACCACGAAUUCACCAAACAUUUCAUAUCUUGUAUUAUAGUUGGUACAACAUUAGAUGAAAAUGUAAUUGACACCUUUAAUAGUUUAAACCAACAAUAUGCUAUGUUACAAAAUGUUGCUCCUCCAAAAUUACCCAAGUGGUUCAACAAUAGUGUUUUAAAGUCUUAUCUUCUUCUGCAUGAUGUAUCUGCUGUGCCUAAAGAAAAAGCAGAUGCUUCUUUUGAAACUUUGAAGCAAACAUUUGGAGCUAGCAACUGUUUUAUGUUGUCAAUUAAUUCUAAAAGUACAUUAGAUCAGAAUGUCCCAACUGAUUUGUGGGCUCAGUUUGUCAAAAGAUCAUCACAAGGAAAUAAUGAGAUGUCAACAUCACUUACAAACCUGCCUACUACUCCAGCUGAACCUCAAUCAACAUUCCCAAUAACUGUAACAAACAUACAAGAUGACAAUAGUACAGUGAUGAAUCCAGACACUUCUCAUCCUCUCACAACUUCAGAAACUGAUGUUUAUGAUAAUGCAAAUAGCCUACAGACUCAUUCUUUCUCUGGUAGUUCAGAAAGCAUGAAUGUGGCUGGGAAAGGUCUCGAUUACUCAACAGAAGUUCAUGGUACAGCUUUAAAUGCAAAUGAUAUUGAAGGUAUCAAGAAGUUCCUGCAGGAGUAUGCUUCAAAAGCAUUAUUGCCCUAUCUGGAAAAACAAAUAUCGCAAUUAUCUGAAGUUGUUGCAAACAGGAAAGGCGUGAGUAGAUCAUUAUUAUCAGCCACAAAGCGAUGGUUUGGUACUGGAAAGGCAGGAAGUACAACAGGCAACAGUGCUGUCAUUUAUACAAGUGACUGUCCGGAAUUACAACUACGGCGACUGGGCGACUUAUGGUUCUUAUGUCGGCAAUGGCAACGAGCGUUUGACGCCUAUCACACGGCAAAGAGGGAGUUCUAUGCUGAUAGUGCAUGGCUUUGUUAUGCGGGCGCCCUUGAGAUGGCAGCUAUCAGUGCCUUUAUGGCUGGUGAUUCAAACCGAAAAACACAUGGUUAUAUGGAAGAAAGUAUUGUAACAUAUCUUAACACCUGUAGAAUGGUACAGUAUGCAGUAAGAGCCACUUUGCUAUCAGUGCUAUGCUUGAGUGGAUCAGGAUUACAUGGAGAGGCUGCUAAACAAUUGAUACGUAUGACGUCGGAGGACAGUGAUUUACGGAGUGCCAUGCUACUAGAACAAGCAGCGUUGUGUUUCUUAUCCGGCCCUGCUUCUAAAGGCAUGUGCAGGAAGUACGCUUUCCAUAUGGUGUUAGCAGGCCAUAGAUUUUCAAAAGCCGGACAGAAGAAGCAUGCGUACCGAUGUUACAAACAAGCCUACCAGGUGUACGAGAACAGUGGGUGGCGGCUGGCGACGGACCACGUGCAGUUCGCGCUGGGCCGGCUGGCGGGCGCGCUGCGCCUGCCGCGCGACGCGCUGCGCUGGCUGGCCGCGCCGCUGGCGCCCGCCGGGCCCCAGCCGCCGCACCAGCAGGACGCCUUCCUGCGAGAGUACAUGCUCGCGCACCACCAAUGGAUGGAGAGCAGCACGGAGCCCCGAGAGCGGCUGGAGUCGCUGCCGCUGCCGCUGGCGCUGGUGCGACAGACGCGCGUGCUGUGCGUGGGCCCGGCGCCGCUGGGCUCCCCGCGGCGCCGCGCGGCGACGUCGCUGAGCCUGGCGGCCGCGGGCGCGGACCACGAGGAGCUCGCCGCGCCCUCCACCUGGCGUACCCUCGAGGAAAUGCUGCUACAAGUGGCACAAGGCUCAGUACCAAUGAUAUUCAAACCCACUGUCGACCUUUAUUCAGAUACUACCGACUGCGAACCGCUUGUGCCUCAAGGAGAACCGAUCCAGAUUUCAGUUACUUUGUGGAAUCCAUUGAAAAUUUCGUUAGUUUUAAAAGAUGUAGAACUAUUGUGGCAAUUUGUUAUGACAAAUACCGACGGUGCAGCCGAUCCUGAAGAAGUACUGAGCAAUGAACAAGCUAUCGCUGCUGGACUAGCUUUAGAGAGUAAUGUCAUAGUUAGCCAGAAAAUUAAAUCCGUGCUUCUAGAAGGGGAUUGUAAAAAAGUAUUAAUUUUUACCCUCACUCCCCUUAGAAUUGGACGAAUUAACAUACAUGGCUUAGCUUACAAACUCAUCAAUACCGGUGAAGGCGGUACUGAAAAUGGGAACAACGUUGUUAUAUCAGGGAAGGUGAAUCUUGUGUCUGAUGGAAAGAGUCUUGAUAAGCGAUUACAAAUAACUGUCAUCCCAGAAGCUCCUUGUUUACAGAUGACAUUUUCGGAAACUAGUUCGGAUAUUAUUAGUGGCGAAAUGAGAACUGUUGACGUAGAGUUCACAAACGUGGGUCCCGUGGACAUGAAUGAUCUCUUCAUUGCUGUAUCGCAUCCUGAUUGCGUAAAUCUUAUAACCGGCGACGAGGAGGAUGAUUUUAAAGUAUUGUACGAUGAAAAAUACCGUGAACCACCUUCAUAUUCAGACGAGCGCGCGGCGCGCACGGGCAGCUGGCGCGCGGCGGCGGCGCGGCACGUCCGCGCGCUGCGCGCCAGUCUGCCGCCCGCACGCAGCGCGCGCGCCCGCCUCCAGCUGCGGCCGCGCGCGCCGCGACCCUUGCUGCUGCUCGCCUACUAUACGACCGGCAUACGCGCGCGGCCCUAUCGCCUGCUGAGACAUGUCUUCCGCUUCAAAGUAGUCGAAGCUGUAGAAUUGGCGGUCACCCCGCGACGCAGCCUCCGAAAUGUCGAUGGAGAGGUUGUUGAAAAUAUGAGCCUCGCAGUUGAAGUUAAAAAUAUUUUCAAUGAAAAGGGCGAGGAUUUAACCGUAGAAGUGUUAGAAGCGUCGCUAUUGAGUCGACAGUGGCGUCUAACCGGACUUGUUGCGGCCCGGGGCGCAGCCGAUCCGUUAACUUCGCGCGAGAAACUGCACUUUGUACUCCGAGCGCGACGGAUACUGUCAGAACUCCCGGAGGAGAAAGUCGAUUACACCUGUGUUAAGAUCAAUGAGAACCACCCAGACGCUAUGGCUAAUAUUAAUGAACCUCCUUACUCUAAAUUUGUGGUCGAUGGCCAGCAUUCAUACAUUGAUGCGCCAGACGUAGCUUUAGCUCAAGAAAUGUCUGGAAAGAGAACAGGGUUGAUACAAUCUAUGUUUGUUCUUCGAUGGAAAGUACAUGAAAAAACUAAAGGCAAGACUGCAGUUGGUCAGCAUUGCUUGUGGUUAGAUUGUUUUACUAAAGCUAUAUCUCGAGAAAGAGAAUAUAUUCCCGGAGAAGUUCCCAUCCCACUUGACGAAUUUGAAAGUAAACUAGAUGUACGUGAAACUAACAAAAGCAAAAAAGACAAUGUUGUGAUAUUUAGAUUGGAACAUUCCAAUUACAUUAACCAUAACUUCAACGAGAUGAAACUAUGUUUGGUUCCAAUUACUUUAAAUCUUGUCAACUGCUACGGAGUUCCUGUCAAAGUAUUUAUUGAUAUGACAAAACAAAAGAAUAGAGAGCUGUCUGGAGAGCUCGGGUGGGCUGGCGCGCUUAGCUAUGGAAGCGACGUGGAACCUAAGGAACUAGGCGUUAGCGUCAAUCUAGACAAAUUUGAAUCUAAAAGAGUACAAGUACGAGGAGUUUGCGCUGCCCCAGGAACUUAUUUAGUUGGUUCUGCCUUCUCCGUCUCCACUACAGGGGAAGACAUAAAUCUUAAUGUUUCAAAUAUAUCUAACAACACAUCUCUAUUAGUAGUUGAACAAGUUGCUUAAAUGUUAUUAUAUUUUUUGUUAUUUCCAUAGGUGCUGCUUAGCUAGCCAUAAAUUUAGAUUUUAGGACUUGAUUUUUCAAUAUUUUUUAAUACACUACUAUUUAUAUAAUAUUAUUGUAACUUUAUAAAAAUAUAUUGUGUAGUUGUAUUUAAUUUCAAAAGCAAUAACUAUUUAAAAAAUAUUAACUUGUCUAUUUCCUGGUGCACUUCCUUAAUGAAAUGUUAGACCAUAGUUUGAUUUUUUGGGGGCAUCUAAAUGACAAAAUUGAAUCACUAAGAUAUCUUAGAAAAAAAUCUUCAAGAAACUGUAUUUAUUGUAGUUAUUUAACUUUUGCUAAGUAUUAAAAUGUUUGUUAUGUAUUAUGUACUUAUGCAAGUUUUGAUAAAUCGUUCAUAUUAACUUGUUUAUAUUUUAAGUUAUCCUUGUACUAUGCCUAUUUAUAUUAAUUAAAAUUUAAUGCCAUUGAAGAAUUUUUUAACUUAUUCUAACUCAUUGAUCAACAUACAAAAAACCUGUUUAUGUAUAGUUGCGUUAUAAGUAAAUGACGUAAUAGUUGAGUACAAG